This is a messenger RNA of Vicia faba (fava bean), 357 nucleotides long. NCBI's taxonomy places the organism in Eukaryota, Viridiplantae, Streptophyta, Magnoliopsida, Fabales, Fabaceae. The record is from the annotation of a GenBank genome assembly.
AUGCGUGUUGUUCCUAAUUUGCAGGCAACGGACAAUAUGAACGCCCUCCGCUCGUUUUGGAACAGUCCAAUUGGUCCUAAAACCACUCAUUUCUGGGGUCCUACUUUCAACUGGAGUCUUCCUAUUGCGGCUGUAAUGGAUACUCAGAAACCACCGGAAAAGAUAUCUGGCAAUAUGACUACAGUCAUGUGUCUUUACUCGGGAAUAUUCAUGCGGUUUGCUUGGGUGGUCAAACCGCGGAACAUACAUCUUCUUAUAUGUCAUAUGUCUAAUGAGACAGUACAAUUGUAUCAACUCUCAAGGUGGAUCAGAUCUCAAAGUGACACAGACCUCAAGAAAGAGAAGGAAGAUGAGUAA